CUCAAAAUUGUACACGAAGACGAACACAUUAUUGUCGUGGAUAAACCCUCCGGCGUACUCACCGUCCCCUCCGACAAGAAUGUUCCGUCCCUGGCACAAGCUGUCUUUGAUCACUGUCAACCCACGGAAGUCACUCUUGAUCAAAUGGUCGUACACCGCCUCGGUAUGGACACUUCCGGUCUCAUUGUCUUGGCCAAAACCAUGGACACGGUACGUCAAAUGAACGCACUCUUCCGCACCCGCAAAAUUACCCGACAGUACGAAGCACUCGUCGUCGGACACUUGCCCCAACACGGUGGUUUGAUAUCCCUGCCGCUCAUGCGUGAUUACGAGCAUCCUCCCUACAUGCGUAAGCUUCUGGAAAUGCCGAAGGAAAGUCUCACAAAGUAUGAGGUCGUCAACCGAGAGGACAUGGACGGGACCCCGGUUUCUCGCGUUGCUCUUACCAGUAUUUCGGGCAGAACCCAUCAACUAAACGUCCACUUGGCUGCGUUUGGACACCCCAUCGUAGGUGACUCGGUGUAC
Phaeodactylum tricornutum CCAP 1055/1 is the source of this 525-nucleotide messenger RNA. RefSeq lists its product with no specific name. The record is from RefSeq and is a predicted model, not a curated record. The annotation marks the transcript as partial. Gene Ontology annotation, molecular function: RNA binding; pseudouridine synthase activity. Gene Ontology annotation, biological process: pseudouridine synthesis. The transcript is spliced from 2 exons. Lineage: Eukaryota; Bacillariophyta; Bacillariophyceae; Surirellales; Neidiaceae.